CGCAGCCAUUUUCAUUCUUUUCUCUAUUCCUGCCGUCAUAUGGCGUACAGUGUGUUAGUUUGUCCGCCAUAUUAAUAAAUCAAUAAACAGCAAAAUGCCGUCUUUCUAAGUGUGUUAAAUUAAUCCAACCACAUCCAGUUUUUGUGUAGAUAAAAUAUCUACUCCAUCAUAAUGGAGAAUUCCUACGGUGUGGGUAUUGUUAAUAGAUAUGCUCUUUUCUUGGACGAUGAGUCCGAUCCUCUGGAUGCGUUAAAAGCGCGAGAGCAAGCAAAAGAGCAAAAAAAGAAGACCAAAGAGGCCGAAAAAGAAAAUAAGGGCAAACCUGAGGCCAAACCUAAGAUCGGCAAUGUCGUUGUGAGGAAAGGUAUUAAGGAAACUCAAAAUGUGAAGUCUCAGGAAAAUAAGAGUGGUGAUCAACAAAAAAACAAGGGGCCGGCGCGGAGCAACGACCGCAAUGCGGAACGUCCUACGCCUCGUCGCCGCGAGGAACGUCCUCAGAAUGGGGCCGUAGAAGGCAAGGAAGGAGCUAGGCCUCGUCGUGAGUUUGGAGAUCGCAAACCGAACUUUGAGCGACGCAACUACAAUGACAACUCUGAAGGAGGUGAGCGUCGCGGUCCGAGGCCUCCUCGUGAGCCCCGCGAAGGACAACGCGGUCCUAGGCCUGGUUUCGACAACAGGGGAAAACGUGAGUUCGAUAGGCGGUCGGGUUCCGAUAAAACGGGAGUUAAGCCUGUCGACAAACGGGAAGGUGGGGGCCCACACAACUGGGGCACUCUUAAAGACGACUUGGAGGAGGAGUUGAACAAAACUGGAUCCGAUGGUGACGUCGGGGAAGAGAAGCCCGCGGAGGCCCCGGCCGUGGGUGCUGGGGAUGGGCAGCAGCCCGAGCCCGAGCGUACGGUGCCUACCGAGGAAGAGCCUCGAGAGCUGACGCUGGAUGAGUACAAGGCGCUGCGAAAUGCUCAACGCACCGCGCCCCAGUACAAUUUACGCAAGGCCGGCGAGGGCGAGGAUCUGAGCCAGUGGAAGAACUUGGUGAUGCUGGAAAAAAAGAAGGAAGGGGGGGAGGACGAUGAUAGCGAUGAGGAGUACGACAUUUCUGACUAUCCGCAGCGUGUGGGUCGUCAGAAGCGGCUGCUGGGCAUCGAGUUCACGUUCAGCGACGGCACGCGGCGUGGCGCCCCAGGUGGUCGCGGCCGUGGUAGGGGUGGACGCGGUAGAGGCGGACGCGGGCCGCCACGCGAUGAGGUGCCGGUGGAGGAGCCCCGGCCCAUUGCGCGCUCGCAGGUGGCUCCUCCGAAGGUCGAUGACAGCAAGGAUUUUCCCUCUCUCAGCUAGACUACUAACAGUGAGCCUUUACUCCCCUUACUCAAAAUACAUAGAGAUACAAAUUACUGUACUGUUAUUUUUUUGAAGUAAAUAUACAAAAUAUUUACAAUGUG
This is a messenger RNA of Pieris brassicae (large cabbage white), 1442 nucleotides long. RefSeq names its product plasminogen activator inhibitor 1 RNA-binding protein-like (gene VIG). NCBI's taxonomy places the organism in Eukaryota, Metazoa, Arthropoda, Insecta, Lepidoptera, Pieridae. The coding region runs from base 172 to 1338 and encodes 388 amino acids. Gene Ontology annotation, molecular function: RNA binding. Gene Ontology annotation, cellular component: cytoplasm; nucleus. The record is from RefSeq and is a predicted model, not a curated record. The transcript has a single exon.